AUGACUAGGGCACUACUAUCUCUUACUCUCCUGGCACUCUCGGCCACGCUUUCUGUCGUUAAUGCUGCUCCCAGGCCGUGGGGGCCGACUCCCCAUUUCCCCCAUAUCGACGACUGGAAUACCAACCACUUCCCUGGGAAGUACCACGCAUGCACAGAUGACAACGUCAAAAUCCGCAAGGACUUUGAUUCCAUGGCUCCUCAAGAACGCAAGGCCUACACCGACGCCAUCAAAUGCAUCAUGGACCAGCCAUCCCAGUUGGAUCAGACACUCUACCCUGCUGCCAUCAACCGAUACUUUGACUAUGCAGUUGUGCACACGAACCUAACAGAGAUCGUCCAUCUCUCGGCCUACUUUUUGACAUGGCAUCGAUACUACCUUCAUCUGUUCGAGGAGGACUUGAGACGGACAUGUGGUUAUAAGGGUGCUUUUCCCUAUUGGAACUGGCCUGCCACCGCGGACAAUCUCCGCGGCAGCGCUGUCUUCGAUGGCUCCGAAUACUCCAUGUCUGGCGAUGGUGAAUAUGUGGACACGGGCCCCGUCGUUCUCUCGCCAGACUUCUCGCUCCCUCAUGGCUCGGGUGGCGGCUGUGUCACCACCGGUCCAUUUGCCAACAUGGAGACUACCAUCCAGCCCAUCUCGAUCCAGAACCUCAUCCAAGGUCUGCCGUUGCCUGAAAAUACCUUUGCCCUCAACAAAUCCUGCCUGACGCGCGAUCUCAACACGUAUGUUGCCCAAACAUGGUGCAAUGAAACUGCCCUGUACGAGGCACUGGAGAGUGACGAUAUUGCCACCUUUGAUACUUUGAUCAACGGCGUCGCUGGCGGUGGCUCUCUAGGUCUUCACUCUGGGGCUCACUUUGUUGUCGGCUCGCCCGGCUCCAACAUUUUCGUGUCGGUGCAAGAUCCCAUCUGGUGGCCACUGCACGCCUUCCUUGACAACUUGUACACUUCAUGGCAAGCUCGUCAUCCGGAUCUUGCCGAUGCUGUGUACGGUACCUUGACCGCCUACAACGCACCACCCAGCCCUAAUGGAACUCUGGACUCUCAGCAGCCAGGCUGGGGCUAUUUCGAGACUAAGCCUUACACCAUUGGCGAACUCAUCAGCACAACUUCGGGUCCUUUUUGCUACAAGUACGACGUUUCCCUGUAG
Exophiala spinifera is the source of this 1152-nucleotide messenger RNA. RefSeq lists its product as uncharacterized. The record is from RefSeq and is a predicted model, not a curated record. Lineage: Eukaryota; Fungi; Ascomycota; Eurotiomycetes; Chaetothyriales; Herpotrichiellaceae. Gene Ontology annotation, molecular function: oxidoreductase activity. The transcript has a single exon. Bases 1 to 1152 code for a protein of 383 amino acids.